CACUCGGGUAGAUGCAGACGACAAGUUAUGUAGUCUGCAUUUCCUAGUUUUCGUUUUUUUGAAAACAGUAAAUUGGAUUAAAAUAUGUAAAUUUAUUACGUUUGGACGUAUCUACUUGAAAGAGAAUACGAUACAUUUAAUGGAUUAAGUGAUUUGUACAUUUAAAUUGUUACAUCGUAUACUGAAAGAUAAAACGGAUUUUCUAAUUAAUGAUACAAAUAAUGAGAAUAUGUAAAGGGAUAAAAUCCUGCAAUAUUUCAAGUCGUUAUUUAAAUGUGCAGGAUUUACAUCUAUUGCGGUGGAUAUUUUCUAUCAGACUGAAUUGCAUGCAAUAAUAAAAUACAUUUUAAUGACUGCGUAUCUAUAAACGCCUAUAAAAAUGAAAGAAACGUUUAAGUCAUUUGAGGACAAAAUCAAGUGAAAGUUUACGAAAAUAUAUAAAUUACUUUUCCCUUUUUCAUUUAACUGGUUUUGGUGUGAAGACGUACACUAUUGGAAAGCGAAUAGUUUACAAACAUGGCUGUGAUUUAUACAGUUUAAUUGCAUUUUUAUAAUCUCUAUUCAACUGUACCACAGCAAAUCGAAUCGAUUUGAAUGCUUUCAUUCUCACAUUGUGUUUGAUUACUGAUCUAUAUGGAUUCAAAAUAGGAGAGCUCGUUGAUUUUACUAAAGCAAAUUUAUCAACUUGUAAUAUCGGCAUCAGCAUUCGUCGUCGCAGUGGGGUGUUGACAGGGAAACACGGACGCUGAGCGGGAGUUACACGAAAUGAAAAUGCUCUUCCCGGGUAAUUUUAUGGGGAAGGGAGCGAUUCCUCGGGAAGGCGUAGUGAGUGUUAAAGGAUUUAACCCGAGUCCGGAAAUUUACACAAAUGGAGAGAUUCGAACCGGGCGCGAAAAUACGACAGCGGAUGAGGAGGUUGUGAAAUGGCGCCCGUUUUGGCAGCGAGGACAAACGACGCUUCAAGAGUUGAACGAAAUCAUGAAGGAGCGCGAAAAACGUAACGCUAAACACUAUGGUAAUUCUGGAUUUAUAAAGAAAACCAAACUCUAUCAUAGUAACGUUGAUCUGACUAGUUCAGUAAAAGUAAACAAGCGCGUGAAAAUAUCGAAGUAUGCGUCGACCCAGGGUCUGCAUCAUACGAAAGGCGCCAAGAAGUCUAGUAGGAGGGCUCGGGGUGGCGACGGUUUUGUUACCGCACGCCUGUCCACAACAACAAGUUCGCUCAACCUCCCAAUCAUUGACCCGGAAGAAGGUAUCAUUUCCGCUGCACAGUCCCGAAAUGGGAGUGCCGCCUCGUCCGUUCAGGCAGGCAAAACAAACAUAAACGGCCUAACGUCCGCUCAGAAUGGGAACACCGCCGUUAUGGACACCGAUGAGAGCGACACGGACGCGGACGACGACGUAUACAUGUCGGACGACGAUCCGGAAGUGUCGAGGCGGAACCUCGACAAGGCCGGCGACUACAUCGUGGAACACGACUGGAUACUAAAGGAAAACCUCGCGAAAGAGGCGCGUCGCGUGUCCGUUUUGCAUAACCGUGUUAAAAUUGUGCUUCCAGACGACGACCCCCUGGAGACAAUCAAAACCCGGAUGGAGGAGAUUAACAUGAUGGUUAAGCCGCGGGCGGAGCUCGGUAACUUCCUCAACACCAUAGACCCUGCCCAGAGGAACAGAAUCAUGAAAUACAAACAUGUUGAUGCUAACGACAUAAAGACGAAGAAACGAAAAAACUGGAAAGCGCGCGACAGGUUUAUAGACGCCGUUCACAAGGUGAUCCUCAUGUACUGGCCAUGUGAACAACGAAAGAGAUACCUUCAUAACGGCAAGCCGGACACCAGUCCAGAAGGCAUCAAACAGAUCAGACAGAACAACCGACAAAGCGACCCGAAGGAACUGCUCAAGAAAUCUAGCCUUGGGUAUGAGAUGCGGCUGGCGCUUGUGACACAAGCAGGGUACCGAUCCGCGGACGAUAUAAAGAAGGCCACACAGAUACUGCGAGCCACAAAGGCGUUUAAGCACCUUUUUCCGGAACAGCUGGAGCAGCAGUUAGCCCGAAAGGUUGCCUACGAACGCUACGAUGGCGACCGCAUAGUUGCACAGCAGGGCAGAGACCCGGAGAGAUUUUAUUUCAUUCUCACUGGAAAAUUAUUGAAGGUCCGCGAGUAUCGGCUGUUAUCGGGAGUAGUGACACGAGAAGAGGGCGCUAUUGAGAAAGGCUGCACGACAGAUCCUCAAGAGAUGGCACAGAACUGGCCUCGUGAACACCACCUAGUAACCAAGGGUAACACGGAGUUAUUAGUGUUGGACAAAAAUGAUUUUCUUGAUUUGCUUCACACGUGUAAAGGACCACCGAUAGACUUUUUACGCGGUAUAGAACUUUUCGACGAAUUUCCAUGUGAAAUGUUUCUCGACAACCAAGAUGCGAUAGAUUUUAAAUAUUACGGCAAAGAAAAUAUUAUUGUUAAAGACAGCAAUAGAACUCCUUGGCUCUACGUUGUAAAAACCGGGCGUGUGAAGGUCGUUCGCAUGCAGACGAUCAUAGAUGUCCAGAACGAGGACAGUUUCUCCGCACAGUCAACAGAAGGGCUCGGUUGCGCGCGACCCUUCAGUCAUGCCAGUGCAAUGUUGGGGACCCUAGCAAAGCAACGGAAAAUGAAAGCACUACUUGGAACAGUUUCAUUUCCAGAGUUGUUAAGGCUCCACCGGCCCUCAGUUGUUAAUUUUUCAGCCUCUAAAGAGAGUUCCGUGCAAUCGACACCAAGAGUGGUUGCCCCUAAAGAGCCAACGCAAAAAACAGAAGCGGAAAUAAUGGUAGACUUUAGGAAUACUUCGUCAGGAAAGCUUGCGAAGAUCAAAGAAGACUCCGAACACAGCGAUAUAAUAAGUCAGACACAACAGAGUGUCAGACCAUUAAGUAAUAAGACACCAAAGCUUGUGAUAACGUCACCCAAAUUGACAACAAGCUCAUCAAAACAGAGGAAACUAUCCGAUACUGAACACAGGCCCUCGUUUUCGUUUCUCCCUCCCAUUUCUGGCAGCAGACGAGAGAGCGAAAUUAUUCCACACGGCACUUAUUUAACAAGGGAGCAGACCGAUUUUGAUCCUGUUUACAAAGGGAAAUCCAAGAAGGACGCUGCUCUACGCGAAACAUAUCUUCAGCUUGAUGUCCUUAAGGCAGGGGAUAUAUUUGGUCUCGAACACCUGGAGCCGCAGGCGUUGGCAUCAGAGGCACCGGGUGUAACACUGAUAAGUGAUGGUGCAGAGAUUAUAAAAAUCAGCAAAAGAUUUUUCAUUCAGCAUGCCAAAAACAACACCAUGCUCAAAGUCGAGACGAUGCAACGUGAAUACAUGAGUGCAGAAGAGGCAAAAGAAGUUAUGUACAACAAAGAAACUUGGCAAAAGUACAAGACAGUGCUACUGAGCCGAACAAUAAGCAACCUUUCACGGAGCCAGAUUGACAAAGUUCACUAAAGGCAUACGAAGAUCACUGAAAACCAGUGUUUACUUUAAUAAGUUGAAUUAGAAAUGGUAUGCUGUUUAAUUAUUAACAUAUCAUGAAAAAGAUAUUUGCAAAUGGACGCAAUCAUAUCUUACCAGUGCUAUGUUGUUGCAGUCUGAUUGCGAUUUUCAUUGUUAUUUUGUUGUAGAUGAUUAUAUAAGCCCAGUAUUAACAAGGAAAGCAAAUCACACAUUUAUGCAACUUUUUAUGUAUUUGUAUGUAUGUUAAUGCUAUAUUACCUUAUCAAAUGGUUGUUAAACGGUUGCUUUUGUGUUUGUUUAUUGUCUCUGUGCAAUAUAAAGCCAUCAAACGUAGCAUAGUUAAUGAACUAAAACAAUAUUAAAUUUAUCAACUAAUACUUAUGUAAAAUAAUGACUCAAUUACAUGCAUUGUGGUUAUCAAUACAUUUACGUAUGUGUUUAAUAAUAAUAUCCUGUAUUUUAUUGAAGUACAAUCAAGCAUGUAGUGGCUCUGUUGCCAAAAGUACGAUGUUCACUUAUUGUUCAAUACACAUGUGAAACACAA
Messenger RNA from Dreissena polymorpha, 4024 nucleotides. RefSeq lists its product as uncharacterized. The coding region runs from base 766 to 3471 and encodes 901 amino acids. The record is from RefSeq and is a predicted model, not a curated record. The transcript is spliced from 20 exons. Lineage: Eukaryota; Metazoa; Mollusca; Bivalvia; Myida; Dreissenidae.